AUGUUCUUUUUCAACGUGCUGUUCUGGUUGACCGGAGUGGCUCUUGUGGUGAUCGGUGGACUCGGCGAACUCCUGUAUGGCGACUACAAGAACAUCACUCAAACAGGCUUCACCUCGGCCACAGCCAUCCUUAUGGGAGUAGGAUGUGUUAUAGGGGUGUUAGGGUUCGCUGGCUGUUAUGGCGCCAUCAGAGAAAACUACUACACGCUUAAAGUGUUCUCGUACUUGCUGACUUUGCUGUUGAUUGCAGAAAUCGCCCUGGGAUUGUGGUUGUAUUUCGCGCAUUUUAGCCUAGCGAAAUUCCUUAAGGAUUUCCUUGACAAUAUAUUAAGCAAGUACGAGGAAGAUAAAGACAUACAACAUCUAAUUGACAAGAUCCAGCGUGAGUACCACUGCUGCGGCUCAAAAAGCUACAAAGACUGGUUUAACUCGGAGUGGAACAACCAACGUCAGAAAAACAGCGCGCAGAAUUGGGUCAACAGUGUCCCGCGAUCCUGCUGUCUUUCCAACACCACGCAUCUGCCGAGUUGCGGAAACGAUUUGGACACCCCUAACAAACCAGCCGAGAGGUUUGUCCAUACAGAAGGCUGUCUGCUUCGCAAGGAGUUCUUCUCGAAGCAUAUCACGUUUAUGAUUUCGCUCGGCGCAGGCGUGAUGGCGUUACACGUUCUCGCCAUUUUGUUUACGUGUUGUCUGCGUCGCGCAAUCAAACAUUCGUAUAUGUUGCAGCAUGCUGAUGGAAUUUUACUGAUUUCUACUUGAUUUAUUUGUAAAGAGUUGGCAAAGAGAAAUGGGAAAUAUUGCAUACGAAAUAGGAGCUAGAAGGCGUAGAGCUUCAAUUUUACUUGCCACACAAUUUUUAUCCGUCACGCAAUCGUUACUCAUCGUGAAGAACGUUCGAAGAACAUCGGUGCAUGCAGGGGAAUCUACGAAUUUUAUAUAGUGUCUGCCGUCAGUUGUCACGUACUAUGUCACGCAAGCUCUCGUAGGACAUGUCCAUUUAUCAUAAUUUAUAGUAAGAUUUUGAAAUGUAUACUCACCGUUGUUU
Molecule: messenger RNA, 1048 nt
Organism: Orbicella faveolata
Lineage: Eukaryota; Metazoa; Cnidaria; Anthozoa; Scleractinia; Merulinidae
Product: CD63 antigen-like
Cellular component (GO): plasma membrane
Source: RefSeq, a predicted model, not a curated record